This is a messenger RNA of Pantherophis guttatus, 2368 nucleotides long. RefSeq names its product deleted in azoospermia like (gene DAZL). Lineage: Eukaryota; Metazoa; Chordata; Lepidosauria; Squamata; Colubridae. Gene Ontology annotation, molecular function: mRNA 3'-UTR binding; protein binding; translation activator activity. Gene Ontology annotation, cellular component: cytoplasm. Gene Ontology annotation, biological process: 3'-UTR-mediated mRNA stabilization; positive regulation of translational initiation. The record is from RefSeq and is a predicted model, not a curated record.
AAACCACAGUUGUAAAAAACCUCUUUCCGUCCCCCGCCCUCCUGCCUGGGGGCAUUUUAUGGAGGGAGAGCGCACCCCUAAUUCUCGUUAAUAGAUUUUAUGGGCGUGAAAUUCUUAACUGGGUUAACGAAAACCCUAUCUAUAAAUAAGUAAUUUCAGAGAUAUGACUAGACCCUUUUGGUUUCAGUGCGAUUUUCUCUAAGAUAAACGUAGAUCGGAUGAUAGCCAGUAUUAAGGUAUCAGACUUCAAUUCUGCCUGCACUUCUUUCAAAUCUGCUUCAAAUCAGGACUCUCAAAACACAAAUAUUCCACGGGAAGAAAGCUCUCAGUUACCUGCUACCAGCCAAGGAUAUGUUCUGCCUGAAGGGAAAAUCAUGCCAAAUACCAUUUUUGUGGGUGGAAUAGAUAUAAGGAUGGAUGAGACAGAAAUUCAGGGCUUUUUUACACGAUAUGGCACAGUUAAAGAAGUGAAAAUAAUCACUGACAGAACUGGUGUAUCUAAAGGAUAUGGAUUUGUAUCAUUUUUGGACAACGUAGAUGUACAGAAAAUAGUAGAAUCACAAAUAAACUUUCAUGGGAAGAAGCUCAAAUUGGGACCUGCAAUAAGGAAACACCCAAACUUAUGUGCCUAUCAUGUGCCACCCAGGCCAAUGCUUAUUAAUUCCCCUACACCUCAGUUCCAUAGUGUUUGGAGUAACCAGGAAACAUAUAUGCAGUCUCCAGCUGUGAUGAGUCCUGUCACACAAUAUGUUCAGGCCUAUCCUUAUGGUUCUCCAGCUUUAUUAAUUCAGCAACAAGUUCCUGUAGGAUACCAGCCAACUUAUAAUUACCAGAUUCCACCACAGUGGCCUCCUGGAGAACCAAGAAAUUACAUCGUGCCAGCAUACACUACAGUGAAUUAUGGUAGUGAAAUGGAUGUUGGAACUGACCAAGCAGAGUGUUCUAUGACUGACACUGCACAGUCAUGUGCAAACAGUCCACAAAAGAAAUCUGUGGAUCGCAGCAUACAGACAGUAGUAUCGUGUCUAUGUAAUCCAGAUAAUCGGUUGAGGAACAAUAUUGUAACUCAAGAGGACUAUCUUAAGGAGAAGAGAGCACAUCAUUUUAGAAGAAGCAGAGCUGUUCUUAAAACUGUUUGACUCAACAAUAGAUAUAGAAAACCUGAAAUAUUCAUGUUUGUCAUUUGUAAAGGUAGAAAAACGUGCAGUUUAAUAUUGGUGACAAAACAUGGGCUACAAUUAUGUGGCCCUACUGGCAAAAGUUAUUUGAAGUUGGAGUUCAUUUGAAGUUUGUAUGUGAUAUGUUUCUCUAUGUUUGAAUUUGUUAUUUAUUUCUAGACAUAUUUGUAUAAUUUAUCUAGUCUAGAUUUUUCUGCAUUAUAAUUCCUAACCAGAAAAUUUAAUGUUUAACAGUUGGAAUUCUUGAAAGUUUCUGAAUAUUGGGUUGUGCUUUUAAGCUUUAAAAUACAUUUUACUGCAUGUUGAUACUUGUUUCUAACAUUUUAACUUUCUCCCAGCUCACACUUAAAAUAGGAGAAUCUUUUUUUGCAAGAGGUAUUUUUAAAACUGUACUUGAAUCAGGUGAUUAAACAGACAUCCAGUUGCAUAUCAAUUACUGCCACAAAUACAUACUCAGUACAGUACAGUAUUGCCUUACAUGUCCAAUCAGUGGGGACUUCAUUCACUAGCUGUGUGUGCUGCUUAAUUAUCAGUUCUGAAACUGAUAGGAAUAAAAGUGUACUCACGGAUGUAAUUAAUAGUAUUAACUAUACUUCAUGAGUUACACUUUUUUAUACUAGGCCAUCCUGGCUAAAAUAUCAUAAAAUUGUGGAAAGAACGAGUACUAUAUGAUCUUGUGCUUUUUAAAACUAGUCACCAGCUUUAAAUCAAAGAAUUUGUAAAACUGUUUAAUUAUGUAGACUUUAGUUUUAUAUCAGUAAAUUUCCACAAUAAACUCUUUUGAGGAGGAUUCCUUUUGUCACUGUGGUUUAGCCAGGGAGACUUAUAACAUAUUUUUAAACAGUUGACCUAAAUAUUAACAUUGCUUGUUUUGAUCUCACAUAACGUAAUUAGAAUGAGACUUAAACAUUGAGAAAGUAGUUUUGUUAUAAACAUUCAAAUAGCCUUAAAUUGAAUUUAUGUCUACAAAGAAAAGUAUUAAGAUUGCAUUUAUGUACCUUUUGGUAAAAUCAUACUAGUUUUGCAUGGUUACGUUUGAACAUUUAGUGUUGCCAAGUGUAGUGUGUCUUUUACUCUCCCUCAAUUUCAAGAGGGAAAUCUAUAAAUCUAUAGAUAAAAUAGAUAAAAGCACAAAUGUAUCCCUUAACUUUUAGGAGAUGGGACAAAUAAAACUCAAGCAUUUCUAUUUA